AUGGACAGAAAAGUAACCAAAGAAACGGUGUGCUUGUCGCCAAGAGAUGUAAACUCAGGCUGUACAACUGAACGUAAAGAAAUCCCCGUCCCGGUUGGCCCUGCCCCGCCGGUAGCAGUCACCCAAUUUGCGCCAGAGGAACUUAAAGUGUCAGAGGAAUUUAAAUGGUUGAUGCAGCGAGUAGCCGACGGCUCAAGAGGCAGCCUCAUAGUACCAGAUGAGAGUGAGCCGGUUAUCAGAGACGGAGCGGUGGUGACUGUCGCGCUUCCGCCCAAAGCGCGCGCGUUAGCCAAGAACUGGCUCAUACGAUCUCCAGGAUUCAGAGCGAACACCAUGCCUGCAUGGCAGUGA
Messenger RNA from Histoplasma mississippiense, 351 nucleotides. RefSeq lists its product with no specific name. The transcript has a single exon. NCBI's taxonomy places the organism in Eukaryota, Fungi, Ascomycota, Eurotiomycetes, Onygenales, Ajellomycetaceae. The record is from RefSeq and is a predicted model, not a curated record. The coding region runs from base 1 to 351 and encodes 116 amino acids.